Molecule: messenger RNA, 2011 nt
Organism: Astyanax mexicanus (Mexican tetra)
Lineage: Eukaryota; Metazoa; Chordata; Actinopteri; Characiformes; Acestrorhamphidae
Product: serine/threonine-protein kinase NIM1
Exons: 4
Coding region: 327-1703 (458 amino acids)
Biological process (GO): intracellular signal transduction; protein phosphorylation; microtubule cytoskeleton organization
Cellular component (GO): cytoplasm
Molecular function (GO): protein serine/threonine kinase activity; tau-protein kinase activity; ATP binding
Source: RefSeq, a predicted model, not a curated record
UUAGACGAGCUGAGAGCUCAGAGCAGAGGCGAGUGUGGAUGUGAACGGGUGGGUAAGAGUGUGAGUCCUGCUCUGGAGAUGUUGUGCUCGGAUACAUCGCUCUGAAGAGGACAGCAGAUACUCUGAAAGAAGGCAACAACUUUCUGCUGAUCUACUAAAAAAUCUACUAAGGAGAUCUACUAAAAGGUUUUGAGCACUUUUCCAAAAAGAACGUGAUUUGGAUUUGACAGAUUGUGGAGUUUACAGAAGGUGUUCAGCUGCAGCAGCGGACAGAAGAUCAUCAGUUACCACUGCUUUAUGAAAGUGACCACUGAAGCAAGCCCACCAUGCUUCUGAACCAGAAUAAGAAUCGCAAUCCAAAGAAGAAUGAAAAAAGGCAGCUACUCUGGAAGGUGGCUCAGCAGACCAUGCCAUCCCACUGCAAGGAGCUCAUCCCCCAGCUGGCCUGGCAAGAGGAGGCCCGGAUAAAGGGGGUAAGAAGAGGAGAAGAUUCCUCAGAGCCACAGGCAAAGCUCACAGCGUUCGAGCAGGCUGUGCAUGAUCUCACCAACUCCGAGAGGGUCAUCAAUGACCUGACGUUUGGCCGCCGUAUCGGCUUGUAUGAGCUCCGCGGGGAGAUCGGCAGCGGGAACUUCUCCCAGGUCAGACUGGGCAUCCACGACAUCACCAAAGAACGAGUUGCUGUCAAAAUCCUGGAUAAGGUGCGUCUGGACAGGCACUCCCAGAAACUCUUCGCCUCUGAAAUCAGCAACAUGGAGAAACUCUCACAUCCCAACAUUGUGCGCUUGUACGAGGUGGUGGAGACCUUCAGAAGAAUGCAUCUGGUGAUGGAGUACGCUGCUGGAGGAGAGCUGUACUCCAGGAUCUCCAGCAGGGGGCGACUGUCUGGUGUGGAGAGCAAAGUGGUGUUCUCUCAGAUUCUAUCUGCAGUCAGACACAUGCAUGACAACAACAUCAUCCACCGAGACCUGAAGGCUGAGAAUGUGUACUACACUGCUAACUUCACUGUCAAGGUAGGCGACUUUGGCUUCAGCACCGAGUGCCAACCCAGCCAGAUCCUGAAGACCUUCUGUGGAUCUCCACCUUACGCUGCACCAGAGCUCUUCAAGGACAAGGGCUACAUUGGAGCCUUUGUGGACCUCUGGGCUCUGGGCGUCUUGCUCUUCUUCAUGGUCACAGCCUCCUUCCCCUUCACAGGAACCAGCCUGAGCAAGCUGAAGAUGUGCAUCCUUCAGGGGGCCUACGCCAUUCCCUCCUACGUCCCUGACCCCUGCCAGAAUAUCAUCAGGGGCCUCCUUAGACAGGUACCUGCUGACCGAUCCUCCUUGGCCAAGGUAAUGGCCAGCAUCUGGCUGAAAGAUGUGGAGUAUCUGCAGCCAUACCCUCCUGCUCCAUCCACUCCAGAGCACCUUGCAGAUUUCUCGCGGGUGCUGAGUCCAGAUGAUAAGGUGGUCAAGGUAGUACUUGAGGAGCUGGGCAUCACAGAGAUACACCUCAAGAACAAUGCGCACCUGGACUGCCAGAGCCCGUUAACCGGAGUGUAUCGCAUUGUCCUGCACCGCGUCCAAAGGAGGAGCACUGUGGAGGCAGUAGGGUACACCAGCCUGUGCCCAAAAGACCUCCAGCCAAGAUGGCGGCGCUGGUCCCACCCAACUAUAGCUUUCCGGAAACAGGAGCACUCUUCGGUGUGCUCUAUUCUGUGAAGGAACUGCGGGGAAUGACUGGAUCUUUCCGAAACUUCACGUAAAAAGCAUCUGAAGAGCCAAAGACAUUGAGCAAAAAAGACAUUGCAUGUGCCCCAAUUAAAAGUUUUAAGUUGAAUAACGUUAAGUAUACUCAACAUUUAUAACUCUAUGGUUUUUGAGUGUGGUUAUGAUGGACACUUUUAUCUCUUAGUGUAAUGAAAAAUGUGUAACUGGAAGAUCGACUCAUGUUUGGAACAAUGUUAGAAAAUAAGGCGGACCACUGGCAGAAGAACAUACAGUCAUUUACAGUAAAUUAUUGACAAAGC